AUGGAAGGGGAAACAGAUGAAGCCAAUUUUGGACUGGCCGGAGUUAGGAACUUAGGUCUACCAUGGGGACUGUGUACCUGCAAGGAAAUGUUCAAUUCAACCUGCUUCUGGUUUGUAAGGUCUGUGAUGGUCAAGUUGGUGCUGCUGGACUCAUCAGGGAUGAUACUGGCAGAUUUUCCUACGGCAUCAGAAAACCUUCUCUAUGACGAACAGAACAAGCGGCAGAAUGCAGGGAAAAGUAUAUCCAAUGAGGCUUAUGUUGAUUCCAUCUCAAUGGGAAGAGGGGAAACCAGUAGCCAUCAGAAGCAAGGAAAACUAAGCGGAUACUCAUCGGAGGUCAUCCCGAAGCCAGACGAAGCAGCUUUGCAGGGUAGAGACAAUUACAUUAAUCCCUUGUGUGAACAAUCCGAAAGAUCAGAUUGCAGGAAGCAUCCCGUUUAUAGAUCCCAAAGGUGGAAAGAAAAUGAGAAAGUUGCAAAAGUUGGUUGCAGAUAUGCAUCUGGCGCUGAAGUUGGUCGGCAGAACCAAACGGGCACCUCCUCCCUGUCAAUUAUAAGGCCACCUGCAACUAUGGAAGAGAAAUCAAGAACUCUGAUAAUGGCUAGUUCCUUCCACUCUCGGCAUCCCUUCUUUAUUUCUCCCAUGCGCCGAUCAAGUGUUUCCGACCCAUUUAAGCUGCAUAUACCAGCCAAGUUUGCUAAAGCGCAUCUCGUUAUGAAGAACACGAAAGGCAUCCUUCGAAAUGCAAUGUCCGGAGAAUGGCCAGUUUCCUGCUACUAUGACGAGAAACGAGGACAUAUGUUGUCUGCGGGCUGGCCAGGUUUUGUUCGUGCACAUUCUCUGGUGGAAGGUGAUGCUUGUGUUUUCGAGCUUCUUGAAGAAGAAGGUUUGGUUCUGAAUGUCAUCAUAUACAGAAUGGCAGGAUGA
Messenger RNA from Nymphaea colorata (pocket water lily), 927 nucleotides. Its product is annotated as B3 domain-containing protein Os06g0194400-like. Bases 1 to 927 code for a protein of 308 amino acids. Gene Ontology annotation, molecular function: DNA binding. NCBI's taxonomy places the organism in Eukaryota, Viridiplantae, Streptophyta, Magnoliopsida, Nymphaeales, Nymphaeaceae. The record is from RefSeq and is a predicted model, not a curated record. The transcript is spliced from 5 exons.